UCACCACGCUUUUUCUCUUUCUCUUUCUCUUUCCCUACACUGUCAGUGUCUUCCUUUUUUCCCCCAUUUCAUAGAGAAAUAGAGAGAGAGGAAGAAGAAGCUCAAGCAGCUAUUCACAACAACAACAACAACAACGACGCCAUCGAUUUCACAGCUCGUAAUUCCUCUCUCACUGAAUCGUUCUACGCUCUCUCUCGCUUCAGAAUCAUUCAUCAUUCAAUUCGCAUUGUUCGUUCGUCCCUUCAAAUCGACGAAACCAGUGUUGCUGUUACGACCAAACCGCCGCAAAAAAGUGCCACACACGCACACACGCACACACUCUUUCUUCUGAGAUGCAUCGAUUGUUGUGUGGUCUGGACCCGAUCGAGGAAUCGCUGGCGUGUUGAUGGAAUCGGCGCCGUCUGUGUUUCAGUGUUCGCCAUUCCAUGGAGUUCAUGGUUCGGUGUAGUUCUUCCAGAUGUUGCAGUAAGCUUCGAUUCGCUGUUUUCGUUUUCCAGAUUGUAUUGAUAUUGGCAUGGCUGGAAGUCAAUGAUGCAAAGCUCCAAGAAGGCUUGGAAGGGAGGGUUGAGAACGUUGCUUCGCACUCUUGCAUACAUGACCAGAUACUUGAACAGAGAAAGCGACCUGGUCGCAAGGUCUAUUCGAUUACCCCGCAAGUUUAUGAGCCUGGUCUUUCGAAACCCCUUCAGCAUCAUGGAAGGGUGUUACUCAGUUUAUCUACAUCAUCGGAGCCUCAAAAGGAUGUAAAGCAACCGAUUAGGAUAUAUCUAAAUUAUGAUGCUGUUGGACACUCCCCUGACAGGGAUUGUCGAAAAGUUGGUGAUAUUGUCAAGCUUGGAGAGCCUCCCGUCACUUCGCUUUCUGGUUUGCCAUCUUGUAAUCCUCUUUCUAAACCUCCAAUCUUUGGUGAUUGUUGGUAUAACUGCACUUCUGAAGAUAUCUCAGGAGAGGACAAAAGGCAACGUCUUCGGAAGGCUUUAGGUCAAACAGCUGACUGGUUUAGGAGAGCAUUGGCUGUGGAGCCUGUCAAGGGGAACUUGCGACUGAGUGGAUAUUCUGCAUGUGGACAAGAUGGCGGCGUGCAGCUUCCUCGUGAAUAUGUUGAAGAGGGAGUCUCUGAUGCAGACUUAGUUCUUUUGGUGACUACAAGACCUACAACUGGGAAUACACUUGCUUGGGCAGUGGCAUGUGAACGGGAUCAAUGGGGUCGUGCUAUAGCGGGACAUGUUAAUGUUGCUCCUCGUCAUUUGACAGCUGAGGCCGAGACUUUACUAUCAGCUACUCUUAUACAUGAGGUUAUGCAUGUUCUCGGUUUUGAUCCUCAUGCCUUUGCUCAUUUUAGAGAUGAAAGAAAAAGACGUCGCAGUAAGGUUACUGAACAAGUUAUGGAUGAAAAGAUUGGGCGGAUGUCAACACGUGUGGUGCUUCCACGUGUUGUCAUGCACUCACGACAUCAUUAUGCGGCAUUCUCAGGAAACUUUACUGGUUUAGAGCUGGAAGAUGGUGGAGGGCGUGGCACAUCAGGGUCUCAUUGGGAAAAAAGGCUUCUCAUGAAUGAGAUCAUGACUGGCUCAGUGGAUACAAGAUCUGUAGUUUCAAAAAUGACUCUAGCUCUCUUAGAAGAUAGCGGAUGGUACAGGGCCAAUUAUAGCAUGGCAGACCGUCUUGAUUGGGGUCGCAACCAGGGUACUGAGUUUAUUACCUCCCCUUGCAAUCUCUGGAAGGGGGCCUAUCAUUGCAACACAACACAAUUUUCAGGUUGUACUUAUAACAGAGAGGCAGAGGGUUACUGCCCAAUUCUAACCUAUAGUGGAGACCUUCCUCAGUGGGCUCGGUAUUUUCCACAGGCUAAUAAAGGUGGACAAUCCUCAUUGGCUGAUUAUUGCACUUAUUUUGUCGCGUACUCAGAUGGAUCAUGUACAGAUACUAACAGUGCACGGGUACCAGAUAGGAUGCUCGGUGAAAUUCGAGGAAGUAACUCUAGGUGUAUGGCCUCAUCAUUAGUGCGUACAGGAUUUGUACGAGGUUCUAUGACCCAAGGAAAUGGUUGUUAUACGCACAGGUGUAUCAACAAUUCUUUAGAGGUUGCUGUGGAUGGUAUCUGGAAAGUCUGUCCUCAAGCUGGUGGACCCAUUCAGUUCCCUGGCUUUAAUGGUGAAUUAAUUUGCCCUGCAUAUCAUGAGCUCUGUAACACAGACACAGCGGUUGUGUCUGGGCAAUGUCCCAGUGGAUGUAAUUUCAAUGGAGAUUGUGUUGAUGGAAGGUGCUCCUGCUUUCUUGGAUUUCAUGGUCAUGAUUGUAGUAGACGUUCCUGCCCCAGCAGUUGCUCUGGCAAUGGCAUGUGUCUCUCCAAUGGAAUGUGUGAAUGUAAAACGGGCUACACUGGCAUUGAUUGUUCAACCGCUAUUUGUGAUGAGCAAUGCAGCCUUCAUGGCGGGGUUUGUGACAAUGGAGUCUGUGAAUUCCGUUGCUCUGACUAUGCGGGAUACACUUGCCAGAACAGCUCCAUGCUCCUCUCCAGUCUUUCAGUUUGCAAAAAUGUUCUAGGAAAUGAUAUUUCUGGGCAGCAUUGUGCACCCAGUGAACCUAGCAUACUGCAGCAGCUAGAAGAAGUGGUUGUCAUGCCCAACUACCACCGAUUGUUCCCCAGUGGUGCUAGGAAAUUAUUUAAUAUAUUUGGCAGUACCUACUGUGAUGAGGCAGCUAAACGGCUUGCUUGCUGGAUCUCAAUCCAGAAGUGUGACAAGGAUGGAGACAACAGGCUCCGAGUAUGUCAUUCUGCAUGUCAGUCUUAUAAUCUAGCAUGUGGAGCUUCACUGGACUGUGGUGACCAAACCCUUUUCAGCAGCAAGGGGGAGGGUGAGGGUCAAUGCACCGGCUUUGGCGAGAUGAAAUUAUCGUGGUUUAAUCGUCUGAGAACUAGUUUUUCUUGGAGAAAUAGUUCCUCAAGAGGAAUAUUUUUAAGACAUAGGCAGCUUUAGCUUAAUUUUCUUUUUCUUAAUUCGGGGUCGGGAGAGGUGGUUGGGAUGUAAUUUUAACAGGGUUAUUGAAGGAAAAAAAUGGUGGCGUGUAACAUUUUAGAUUUAGGGAUUGCUCACUCAUCCAUAAUUGUCUAAAAAAAAUGGGAUGAGGAGGUUACAUAUUUGGCUUUCAAAGAGAGCCUUUUGUAGAGAGAAUUAGGAGUGUUUGGAAAUGGAUAGUAAAUGAGGGGAAGUAAGAAAAAGAGACGAAAAGGAAAGGAAAAAAAAGUGAAGCUGGCAUGUUUAAUGUGAGCUUUGGCCGAAGGCCAUCAAAGAAGAAUUUUUUAAUGCUUCAUUCCUUUUCCAUAUUUGAUCAACCAUUUCCUGUAUAUAUUACUUGAUGUCAUUAUUUUCCUUUAAUUUACUAUUUUUAAUUUGUUGUC
Molecule: messenger RNA, 3403 nt
Organism: Lotus japonicus
Lineage: Eukaryota; Viridiplantae; Streptophyta; Magnoliopsida; Fabales; Fabaceae
Exons: 17
Coding region: 426-2981 (851 amino acids)
Biological process (GO): cell adhesion; proteolysis
Cellular component (GO): membrane; cytoplasm
Molecular function (GO): metalloendopeptidase activity
Source: RefSeq, a predicted model, not a curated record